This is a messenger RNA of Prorocentrum cordatum, 1771 nucleotides long. NCBI's taxonomy places the organism in Eukaryota, Dinophyceae, Prorocentrales, Prorocentraceae. The record is from the annotation of a GenBank genome assembly.
GCGGCUGCGCGGCCCCGGGGAGCUCCGGCGGGAGGCGGGCGCUGCCGCCGUGAGGCUGUACUCGCGCCUGGGGCGCGGCGUCGCGCGGGUGCUCGUGGAGGGCACGCCGGCCGUCGUCACGGCGAAGGGCGCCAACAGGUCCUCGAGCGCCAUGCUGGCGCGCACCAGCACCGCGGGCCGCGCCUGGGCGCUCGGCUCGGACCCCGACGAGCGGGCCCGCGACGACUUCGCGCGCAGGUGCAAGGUGGUGCUCAGCGUCCGCUCCGACCGCACCGACCUGCUGCCGCUGGACGCGAUGAGGGGGUUCUGCGAGACUACGGACUCGCCGUUACAGUGCCGCAUCCGCCUGGUCGGCCGCCUCAGGCAGGCGUACAACGACGGGAGCAGCAUCUGGGACUUCUGCAUAUCGACCUACCAGUGGUUCCAGGACAUGUACGGCAUGCACUGCCCAGCGCAGUGCGAAAAGCUGCAGUGCAAGGCCACGUGCGAGUGGCUAGAGGCCAAGAAGGUAGUCGACGCCCAGGGAAAGGCCGUCGCGGGGGACCAGCUCAAGUUGGAUGCUGACGACGCCGUCAUCCAGUCGUUGAAGAAGGCCAAGAAGGAGGCUGAUCAGAAGCAGCUGAACCAGUCAAGGGCGGUCGAGCAGGCUGAGGUCGACUUGAAUCGGACGAUAGCCAAGGUCAACGAGACUUCCCGGUACAAGAUAGAGGCCGAGGAGAAGGUGACGGCGCAGAGAAAUGCCACCAGCAAGUUGGAAGGCGAGCAGAGCGAGUUGGAGCACAGAGUCGAGGUGCAGGAGGGCCAGCUGACGGAGCUGAAGUUCCAGCUCGAGCUCAGCACCCAGAAUGCCACGUUUGCCGCGAACGCGGUGGAGCGCCUCAGGAAGAAGAUAGCCGAGGGGAACGCGAGCCUCGCGAGGCUCGAGGAGGAGAGUGCCAACGCCUCAGCCCUCCUCGAGACGCUUGGCGCGGACGUGGGGAACGCGUCGGCGCGCCUGGACGAGCUGGCCCGGCAGCUUGAGGAACGGAACGCCACGGCGCGGAAGUGGGAGGCGAAGGCGCGAGAGGCGGAGGAGAUGUUGAGCGGGAUGAACAAGUCCGCGGAGGACCUGGCGCAGGUGCAGGACCUGGCGGAGCAGCAGAGGGGGCGCCUCAACGAGGCCCUCGACCAGGCCUCCGACACCAGGCGCCAGAUCGCCAGGGAGGAGAACGAGCGGGCCUCGGCCCAGGCGGCCCUCGAGCAGGCGGAGAAGCACGCGGGGGAGGUCGGCGAGCGGAAGAAGGGGCUGCAGGCUGAGCUCGAAGGCUUGCAGGGGGAGCUCGCGGCGGCCACGGCGGAGGCCGAGCGGACGGGGAAUCUGACCCAGAUGCUGUCGGAGGAGCACCACUCCAAGCAGCAGGCCCUGGCCGCGGAGACGGAGGAGCUGGCCAAGGUGGGCAGGGCCCUGGACCUCGAGGAAGGGGUCCUCGCCGAGGAGCAGGCCGCGCUCGACAAGGCCGCCGCGAGCGCCGCCGCGGCUCAGGGGGCGCAGGGGCUUGCAGAGGAGUCCCUGGCCGAGCACAGGCAGCUGCUCGAGGAGAGCACGGCGGCGGUGGACAUGCUCCGUGAAAGGAUAGAGGAGGACACCCGCGACUACGAGCACGACUUGCAGCGGCUGGCCGAGGAGAUCGACAGCCACCGCAACGCCAGCGCGCGGCUUCUCAAAAGCACGCCAGAGAUCGUGCACCAGCACGGCCUCGCGCUCCUCAGCUUCGCCGCCAGUGAGCGCUGA